AUGACAGAAGUAGAGAGACCAGUCCUAGAACCUGGAACGGUAUAUCGACCCAUCAUCGACCAUGAUGGAGUAAAACUUCUAGCGGAACGACUCUACGGCAUUUCGGUACUCGAACUUAUUGAACUGAAUGGCUACGAUGAUAAGAACUAUAAAAUCAUUGAAGACCCCAAUGUCAAGAAUCCAUUGAUAACCAACCAUAGCCCUCACGGAUACGUCUUUAAAAUCAUGAAUUCGAUGGACUCUCAGAACGUAGAUGUUGUGGAAGCACAGAAUGAGAUUAUGAAUUUCCUGAUUACUCGUUCAGUAACUUGUCCGAAACCAAUCCGCAAUGUGUUUGGCCACCUCCACUCGCUUGAGAACAUCAGUGGCAAGAACCACGUGGUUCGACUGCUGGAGUAUGUACCUGGCGAAAUACUGAAGGAUGUACCUCGUUCAGAGUCCUUGUUCUACCAACUUGGAGAAUUUGUGGCCAAUUUGGACAAUAAACUGCAGAACUUCAACCACUCCGGUGUGGUUUCCCGUGAGCACAUUUGGAUGUUGAGCAAGGUUCCAGAACUGGACAAGUUCAAGUGCGUGAUCAAGGAUAGUGAGAAGUCGGACUUGGCAGAAGAGGUGAUCGAAGAAUUCAAGUAUGCUGUUGUGCCUCGGUACGAUGAAUUGGAGAAGGGUGUCAUUCAUGGUGAUGUGAAUGAGAUGAACGUUAUUUGUGAACUUAAACCUGGUGGCAGCAAAACCGACUAUCGGAUAUCUGGAAUCAUCGACUUUGGUGACAUCCAGUACUCCUACUACGUGUUUGAGCUGGCCAUCACCAUGACGUACGCAAUGCUGAUAACUGGAGACCCUCGCUCAGGAGGCUUCGUGCUCGCCGGGUACACUGUCAACAGGCGACUACCUGACGACGAGUACAGGCUUCUGAAGACGCUGAUAUCAGCUCGCCUCGUCCAGAGUUUGAUCAUCGGCGCGUACACAAAAGAGAAGGACCCGAACAACUCUUACGUGACAUCUACGGAAAAGGCUAAUGGAUGGGAGCUACUCAAGAAGAUCAGAAAGACCAAGCCAGACCCUGACGAUGAUCCAACCAAUUGGAAAGCUAUUGCUAAUGAAUUCUUGACUAGAAGUUAGAUAAUAUUGUAAAGCAUCUAUAACUUAGUAUUCGCUUUUAUGUUUCGCAAAUAAUAAUUUGAUUAAGUACAGCAAUCUUUUCUUGCUUGAGUAUUUAUAGUAUGUUUUUAGCAUUCACAGCUUUAUUAUUUAAAAAGUAUUUUUAUACCUAGUUAUUAUUAGUUUUUAUUAAAUUUAGUAUUGUCUAAAAAAUAUUUAUUUUAGUAUAUAUUGGUAUUCAAAGUUUAUUGCCAAAAGCAUGCGUUUGUUAUUAACUAUCCCUUGGUCACCAUUAUAUUUUGUUUAAAAAAGGGCAUCAUUAUUUGUUUGUUUGGCGCCAAGUUUAUUUUAAUUCGAUAUUUUUGUCAUUUUAUUUUAAAUUAAGUGUUAAAAUAAAGACUGCAAAAUUU
Maniola jurtina (meadow brown) is the source of this 1511-nucleotide messenger RNA. Its product is annotated as hydroxylysine kinase. The record is from RefSeq and is a predicted model, not a curated record. Gene Ontology annotation, molecular function: amino acid kinase activity. Bases 1 to 1122 code for a protein of 373 amino acids. NCBI's taxonomy places the organism in Eukaryota, Metazoa, Arthropoda, Insecta, Lepidoptera, Nymphalidae. The transcript is spliced from 6 exons.